AUUAAUUAACUGAAUCAGCACACUAUUCUAACUCUCGCUCACUCUCACCUUCUCUAAAAGUUGUCUUUACUGCAAGUGUGAUAGAUCUAAUGGCUAAUAGAACUUUGGGAUCAGUGCUAAUUGGCUGUAUCGAUGAAGAAGACUUGGAAUUCAUUAGACCGAUCUGCUCCUCUCUCCUAAAGAUAGACAUAGACCUUAUCCCUGACAUAAACUCACUGCUCACUGAAAUGGAGCAAAGACUAGAGCCAGCAAUCCUUCCAAGCGUGUGGCACUUCGUCCUUUCCUCCGUUGGCUGUGCAGAAGAGAAGCUAUCACGCCUCAACGAGUACAUCACUCAUCCGUAUAAUAUCAACGGAGACUUUGAGUUUGGGCUCAUGCUGACAAUGACCAAGACAGUCAAAAAAAUGGACACGAACACCUUCAACAAUUACAAGUCAAACGUUGGCCUGCCUAAGGCACCGUCAAAAGAAAAAUUUCUUUACAGCCUGUACAAAGAGGAUAGACUAACGAGAGAGAGUGUCCCAGAGUUGAGGGAAUGCAUAGAAACGACUGGUUGUCUCGAGUUUCAUGAGCCACUUACAGUGUUUUGUGGACAACACAGCAUACAAGUACCCGAGAUCAUUUACGUACCUGAUUCUGAUGAAGGUUCUAACGAUGGGAAUAAUAAUAGAAAGAUCAGAGCUAGGUUCAUUCUCUGUACCUGUAUCCUAAUCACCAUUAUUCUAAUAAUGGCCGCCAUUGCAUUAGUAUUUCUUUUCGUCUUCAAGAACAUUCAACAUUUUGAUGCUCAGACUAUCAGUGUGUACAAUGGCUAUGUAACCUCUAUCUACUAUGAUCAAUUUUAUGUCAAUGAAGUGAAUCUUAUUUCCAAUAGCACAGCUACAGCAAGUGUCUAUGUCGUCCCUAAGUCUCAGUUAUCAUACAUUCCUGUGGUGCUUCCUGAAAAGCAAAUAGACAAGAGAAAUUCUACUUUUUCUCAAAGGUUCGAACUGUUUUACGACCGAAGUGAAAACAAUCUUAUAUGUAAUACAGUUUGCAAAUUGAAAUUCAGAUUCGAGUUACAGCAAAACGGAGUUGUUUUAGGCUGCCCGGCACAACUUUUUUUGUAUGACAACAAAGCAGACUUAAAAAUUUUCAUAGCAAAUGAGCCUUAUGGCUCAGUUGGUGACCCUGUUGCUCAAACUGAUUGUCUUCCUAAAACAGGUGUAGUGAAUAAAACAUUCCAUCUACCUCCUAACAAACUCUAUUACAUUGGUUGGUACGUUGCUAAAAAUGUGGGCUAUACCAUCUGGCUAUCAGCUAAUCUAACAAGAAUCAAUAUCAGUGGACUGAAUGAGGACUGCAGUGUUUCCUCACAACACACUACCUGUCCAAUAACACAUACUAAGUAUCCACACAAAAAGGAGAAUAUAUCACUACUUUUUAACACCACAAGUACAACAAUGAUGGAUGUUAAUGUAACUCCUGUUUUAGUACAGUGGAAUCUCCAACGUCUAACUGGUGUAUCUGCUCCUUCUUGCAUAGGAGUAGUAGUAAUGAUGGUAGCUGUCUUUGUUUGGUUCUAUUAUUGUAUGAUAAGAACUGUUGCUUGGAAUGGAUACAUUACAAUAGCUUAAAUAUUUUUGUUCAAAUAUUUGCUGCCGCUUUUUGUAUUUUAAAAACAAAUUAAA
Messenger RNA from Amphimedon queenslandica, 1670 nucleotides. RefSeq lists its product as uncharacterized. Lineage: Eukaryota; Metazoa; Porifera; Demospongiae; Haplosclerida; Niphatidae. The transcript is spliced from 3 exons. The coding region runs from base 90 to 1616 and encodes 508 amino acids. The record is from RefSeq and is a predicted model, not a curated record.